CCCGCCAUUCUCCUCUCCUCGGCUUCUGCGUCGACGCACUCCCGCCACUUGCUUCGGGCGGGACCGGGACGCGGCGAUCUUGCGCCCUGCCACGCGGCUGCAAGGCGACUCGCCGUUGAGCGGGAGCGGCUUUUAUCGAGGGAACCCAAUGUCGACACUGUCGACGAGAAUGGCGAGCGUCGGAAAUGCCAUGGGGGCCGCGGCAUGCCGCGCGGCAGUAUCGAGGGCGACGGUUUUGUCGUCGUCGUCGUCCUGCGCGCCAAGCGCCGCACGAUCGGCAUCAGGAUCGGUGCUGCUGGGCACCGGCGACGUAGCGUGCUGCUUGGCACAGGUUGCUGGCGAUGGCUCAGCAUCCCGCGCAAGGUCAGCCGCGGGGGCGACCAGCGGCUGUGCUCAUGCCACGUGGCUAGCGCGGCGGCAGCACGUGCAGACAUUCCCGCCGCCUGUCGUGAGUGGCGUGGUGCGCGGCCGUCAUGAGAACUGCCGUGGCGGAUGGAUCGCCGAAGAACGAGGGGAAAGCGUGGCAGGAGGAGGAGAGGGACGUGGAGGCUUCAGCGUCAGAGGGGGGACCACCGCAGGUCGGCUUCGAGGGGGUGUGCACCGAGAUUGCGCGAUGAGGGCGGGGAUUAGAUGCCGCAGCAGCAGCAGCGGUGCCAGCGGAGGGGGCAAGGAGGAUACGACGACGAGACUGAUGGGCUUGAUCGCAGAAAAGAAUGCACAGAAUCCUGUUGUCGUCUACUCUAAAACCUGGUGCCCUUACUGCGCUGCAGUCAAGGGGCUGUUUACGAAGCUAGGGGUGGAGUUCAAGCUGGUAGAACUGGAUGAGUUGGUGGGCGAAGAGGAUUGGCAAUACGCGCUGAGUCAGCUCACUGGGCAGAGGACUGUGCCAAGUGUCUUCGUGGGGGGUGAACACAUUGGAGGGUGUGACAGCACGAUGGAGCUGCAUGAAAGUGGACAAUUAAUGGACCGGCUCCGCGAGGCCGGGGCAUCGAUCGCUUCCGCUUAGUGCAGUUUCACCCCUCGCAGCCGCACGGCAUAUUUCACUUCCCCCUCGCCUUCCCCACCUUCCCCCGCCUUCCCCCCGGCCCCUUUCCUACCCCUCUGCUUUCCCCACGCGCCCACCUCGUCUCCCCUCCAUCCUCCGCUCCCCUGCCCUCGUUCUCUGUGUUUGCCUCUCUGUAGAUCGCUCGCUCCCCUCGCGGUCUUCCCUCCCUCUUGGUCUUCCCUCGCUCCCUCCCUCCCUCCUCCUCCGUCUGCCGGUCAAAUGCUGUUGCGUUGUCCCUAUCCUGUUAGCAUUCGCCGGGCACCGGAAGUCUCGCCGCGCCGUUCAGCUUUCCAGCUUUGGCGCGUAUAUGAUUACCUUCCCUCCCAGCUACUUCGCACUCUCCUCGCUCAGAUUGUAGGUAGGUAUGGCUUUCGCAUAACCCGACAAGCGGCCAGUCUCUUAAGCCGACCAGACUGCGGAUUUUCUGUGUACGUUUUCCCCGUCCCCCGUCCGUUGACCCAAUUCUUGGCCUUUUUGUCCGUCGAUCCAAUUCUUGGCGUUUGUGUACAUCCCUCGGUCCUAAUACUUGUUUGUUUUGCAAUGGUUCCUGUAAUCGGCUGAGACACACGCACACACACACACACACACACACAGAGUGAGAGAGAGAGAGAGAGAGAGAGAGAGAGAGAGAGAGAGAGAGAGAGAGAGAGAGAGAGAGAGAGAGAGAGAGAGAGAGAGAGAGAGAGGGGGGGUGAGGGGAGGAGGAGGGGAGGGGAAUGUAGGUGAAAGGUAGUGAGAAGCUAUAAAUCAAGUGAUGGAUUAAUUAGCCGAACAUUCUGUAACCAGUUGGUUGAUCGAUUGAUGAAAAUUUGGGAUUGAAAAUAUUGGCGAAUGGGUUAAGGGGAGGGACUCUUCUUAAAGCAGUGAAUUUCCUUAAUCAAUCAAGAAACCACUUCCGAGAGUAGUCAGUUCACUAAAUCAAUCAAGCAAACGAUU
Molecule: messenger RNA, 1981 nt
Organism: Chara braunii
Lineage: Eukaryota; Viridiplantae; Streptophyta; Charophyceae; Charales; Characeae
Source: the annotation of a GenBank genome assembly